Molecule: messenger RNA, 2173 nt
Organism: Callithrix jacchus (white-tufted-ear marmoset)
Lineage: Eukaryota; Metazoa; Chordata; Mammalia; Primates; Cebidae
Source: RefSeq, a predicted model, not a curated record
CUGCUCCACUUCCGCCUUCGCCCACGUGGUCCGGCUGCGGCUCGGUCCGCCGCGUCGUGAGUGGGGUCCGGCCCGGGGCGCGCCUCUGUGGUUCCGAUGCGGGUGGCCCGGGCCUCCUCGACUCCCGAGGAAAGCCCACCAGGCGGGGCGGGAGGUGAAGGGACUGGGGACGUCAGAGGUUAACCUGGGCGUCAGGGGGCGUCGGAGUGGAGCCGUGGGGGUCCCGGGGCGGUCUAGGACAGCAGGGCCAGGGCUUGGGCGCGGGGGCCGAGAGGUCAGGGGUCAGCAGGAACGGGGCUCCGGCGCCAGGGUCACCAAGUUCGCGGUCUGCAGAGGUGGGGCCGGGCCGGGGCCCUCGUAGCCUGCGCAUGGGCCUCCCGCUGCGCGCGCUGUUGGGAGCCUGCAGACUGUGGACCCUGCGCCUGGGACCGCGUGCCCCCUGGUAAUGACCGCGGCGCCGGGCGACCCCGCCACGCCAGCCCAGCCCACCCUGCGCGGUGCCUGCCGGGCCCCCACCCACGCUGCCCCUCUCCGCAGCUCGCCGCGCAUGGCCGGGAACGCGGAGCUGCCCUCUCCCGCCGGGUCUGCGCGCCCCCAGGACCGGAGGUCCCGUAGCGGCCGGGCCGGGGGCGUCCGCGUCUGGGAGGACGGGGAGCAUCCGGCGAAGAAGCUCAAGAGCGGCGGGGACGAGGAGCGGCGCGGGAAGCUGCCCAAGCGCAAGGUCGUGCUGCUCAUGGCCUACUCGGGCAAGGGCUACCACGGCAUGCAGGAAUGGGGUCUUGCUGCGUUGCACAGGCUGGUCUCGAACUCCUGGGCUCAAGCGAUCCUCCUGCCUCGGCCUCCCAAUGUUGUGAUGACAGGUGUGAGCCACUGCGUCUGGCCUCAGAGGAAUGUUGGGUCCUCACAAUUCAAAACAAUUGAAGAUGACUUGGUGUCUGCCCUCGUCCGGUCGGGCUGUAUCCCUGAAAAUCAUGGCGAGGACAUGCGGAAAAUGUCCUUUCAGCGCUGCGCCCGGACUGACAAGGGUGUGUCCGCAGCUGGCCAGGUGGUCUCCCUGAAGGUGUGGCUGAUUGACGGCAUUCUGGAAAAGAUCAACCGCCACCUUCCCUCUCACAUCCGGAUUCUGGGUCUGAAGCGGGUCACGGGCGGCUUUAACUCCAAGAACAAAUGUGAUGCCAGGACCUAUUGCUACCUUCUGCCCACGUUUGCCUUUGCGCACAAGGACCGCGACGUGCAGGACGAGACCUACCGCCUGAGCGCUGAGACGCUGCAGCAGGUUAACAGGCUCCUGGCCUGCUACGAGGGCACGCACAACUUCCACAAUUUCACCUCGCAGAAGGGGCCACAGGAGCCCAGCGCCCGCCGCUACAUCCUGGAGAUGUACUGCGAGGAGCCCUUUGUGCGGGAGGGCCUGGAGUUUGCCGUGAUCAGGGUGAAGGGCCAGAGCUUCAUGAUGCAUCAGAUCCGGAAGAUGGUCGGCCUGGUGGUGGCCAUCGUGAAGGGCUACGCCCCCGAGAGCCUGCUGGAGCGCAGCUGGGGCACAGAGAAGGUGGACGUGCCCAAGGCGCCAGGACUCGGCCUGGUCCUGGAGAGGGUGCACUUUGAGAAGUACAACCAGCGCUUCGGCAACGACGGGCUGCACGAGCCGCUGGACUGGGCGCAGGAGGAGGGCAAGGUCGCAGCCUUCAAGGAGGAGUACAUUUACCCCACCAUCAUCGGCACCGAGCGGAACGAGCGCUCCAUGGCCCAGUGGCUGAGCACCCUGCCCAUCCACAACUUCAGUGCCACCGCUCUCGCGGCAGCUGGCACAGGCGGCAAGGCGCCCAGUCCCCUGGAAGGCAGUGAAGGGGACGGAGACACCGACUGAGGCAGUGGGAGCUGCCAGCCAGAGCGUCUCUGAGCAGCCCACAGUCUGUGCCCAGGCGCGCCACGCCAGUGGGCAGCAAGAAGCUGGGAUCGCUGCAGCCGUGUUUCCUGACCUGGGAGCCGAGGCUUCUCAGGCAUGCUGGCAGAUGUGGCCUGGCGUUGAAACCUCAGGACCUUCCUUGUAGGAACAGCCUUCUCCAAUCUAUUUUCGGCUCUUGCGUUGCGUAGAUGAAUUUCAGCAUGUAAAGAAGUAUUUUUUUAAAAAGCUGAUUUUCUUAUUAAACACGUACACAUUUUGCUUAGUGAA